Octopus sinensis (East Asian common octopus) is the source of this 1572-nucleotide messenger RNA. Its product is annotated as high affinity cGMP-specific 3',5'-cyclic phosphodiesterase 9A. Gene Ontology annotation, molecular function: 3',5'-cyclic-GMP phosphodiesterase activity. The transcript is spliced from 15 exons. The coding region runs from base 129 to 1493 and encodes 454 amino acids. Lineage: Eukaryota; Metazoa; Mollusca; Cephalopoda; Octopoda; Octopodidae. The record is from RefSeq and is a predicted model, not a curated record. Gene Ontology annotation, biological process: cGMP catabolic process.
UAACUUUUAGCCGCCAUUGUUGUUCGAAAGACAUUCAAGACCUCAUUCUUCAACUCGCCGGCGGAAGUAGGGUCUCCAAAGUAUCGCUCCAGAGUACUGAUGGUGCUUAUAUUCCAGUCACACCCACAAUGCCUACCAAUUCAUCAAAUACACCAUACCGAGUACACAUACAAGAUCUAUCAAACACUUGUGACCCACGUCAAGGUGACACUGAUUUUUGCAAUACAAUCGUUUCUCAAGUAGCGGAGAAGUUCAAUAAUGUAUUUAAAGUGGAAGAAUUCCGGCAGGAAGUGCAUAGCAGAAUCUCCUCAAUUGAAAAGCGACUUGAGAUGGAGGGUCUGAAGGUUGUGGAAAUUGAAAAAUGUCAGCAGGAUAUUAAAGAUAUCAAGAAUGAAAUGUUUUCUUCUGAGAAGAAAGUCAUUGAUUACACUAGAAUGAGGCCGGUUCUAUUUCUAAAUGCUGUCGAUACUCUUUAUAGUUCCUUAAGCGAUGAGAAAAAAAUCAGCCUGAAGCGAAAUAUACCAACUUAUCCAAAGUAUACAUUGUCACAAGAGACCGUUGAUUAUCUGAAACAGCCAACAUUUGACAUUUGGUAUUGGGAACCGAACGAGAUGUUAAGCCUUCUCGAACAUAUGUACCACGAAAUCGGUUUAGUUGACGAAUUCAACAUUAACUCUAUCACAUUGAAACGAUGGCUGUUAUGUGUUCUUGAAAACUACCGGAACAAUCCCUUCCACAACUUCCGCCAUUGCUUCUGUGUGGCUCAAAUGAUGUACGGGAUGAUACACUUAUGUGGGUUAUCCCAAUAUAUGCCAUUGGAAGAUAUCGGUAUACUGCUGACAGCUGCCGUGUGUCAUGAUCUAGAUCAUCCGGGCUACAACAACACAUACCAAAUAAAUGCCCGUACAGUUCUAGCUAUCCGAUAUAACGAUAUUUCCCCAUUGGAGAACCAUCAUUGUGCUGUGGCGUUUCAGAUACUUUCAAAUCCUGAGUGUAAUAUCUUCGCCAAUUGCGACAAGGAGAAGUUCAAACGCAUCAGAGCGGGUAUAACGAUGUUGAUUCUAGCGACUGAUAUGGCGAGACAUGCUGAGAUUAUGGACAAAUUUAAUUCAAUAGUUUCUGAUUUCAACUUCGAAAACAAGGAUCACUUGAAUACGCUGAAGAUGGUGCUCAUCAAGUGUUGCGACAUCUCCAACGAAGUGCGUCCAAUGGAAGUGUCCGAGCCGUGGGUUGACUGUCUCCUGGAGGAGUACUUUAACCAGGCUGACCGGGAGAAGCUAGAAGGACUACCAGUGGCACCGUUCAUGGACCGAGACAAGGUCACUAAACCUUCGGCUCAGAUCGGCUUCAUUAAGUUUGUCCUCUUACCCAUGUUCCAGAGUGUAGCUAAGCUUUUUCCUAAAAUUGAAUCGUCCAUGGUAGUACAGUUACAGGGAGCACUAGAACGGUACGAGGAGAUGAAAUUACACGAUGAUGCUCGUAAAAAUAAAUAAACCAAAGCGUUUGCUGGCUGUGAUAUUUGGUUGACCAAGAUACCACAGAUUGUUUAGUAGGUACUCUGAGAAAAAAAAA